Molecule: messenger RNA, 1487 nt
Organism: Pelodiscus sinensis (Chinese soft-shelled turtle)
Lineage: Eukaryota; Metazoa; Chordata; Testudines; Trionychidae
Source: RefSeq, a predicted model, not a curated record
GAUUGCAUAAGAGCACACUGUACAGCACAGAACUGAAAACUUCUAGCAUUUAUCACCUAGUGAUUUCUCCUGGUGUUAGCGGAAAAGACCUUACUCCUGCUUCCAUAAAAGGAAAGAAAAUGACUGGAAGAGCUAGAGCCAGAGCGAGAGGAAGAGCUCGCAGCCAGCAAAGUGCUGUACCUCCUGUAGGAGCAACUUCUGGUCAGCCACCACCUAGACCUCUGCAGCCUCAACCAGAACCUCCAGCAGAGGGAAAACUAGUUGGUCGUGGACGACUAAGAGGAGCUGCUGUUCCAAAAUCACAAGCACUGGGAGACAGGGGUGGACAUCGUCGAGAUUUCCAUGAUCUUGGGGUAAAUACUCGGCAAGCAAUAGAACAUGUUAGAGAGUCAAAAACAGGUACUUCAGGUACUACGAUAAGAUUGAGUACGAACCAUUUUCGGUUGAUCUCUCGUCCACAGUGGGCUUUAUAUCAAUACCAUGUUGACUAUAAUCCUCAAGUGGAAGCUCGCCGUCUUCGCUCAGCUUUGCUCUUUCAGCAUGAACAACCAAUUGGGAAGACACAUGCAUUUGAUGGAACAAUGUUGUUCUUACCCAAAAAGCUAGAAAAUAAGGUUACUGAAGUGUUCAGUCGGACCCGAAAUGGAGAGAAUAUUAAGAUUACUAUCACCUUGACCAAUGAGCUGCCACCUACUUCACCUACAUGCCUGCAGUUUUACAAUAUUAUUUUUAGAAGGCUUUUGAAAUUAAUGAACUUGCAGCAAAUUGGACGUAAUUAUUAUAAUCCAAAUGACCCAAUCAGCAUCCCCAAUCACAGGUUGAUGGUUUGGCCAGGCUUCACUACUUCUAUUCUCCAGUAUGAGACAAACAUCAUGUUGUGUACGGAUGUGAGCCAUAAAGUUCUGCGCAGUGAAACCGUGUUGGAUUUUAUGUACACUCUAUAUCAGCAGGUUGAAGAACAAAGAUUUAGAGAAACCUGUGCUAAGGAGCUGAUAGGGCUAAUUGUUCUUACAAAGUAUAACAACAAAACAUACAGAGUUGAUGAUAUUGACUGGGAUUCCAAUCCGAAAUGCACCUUUAGGAAAACAGAUGGUUCUGAAAUCAGCUUUGUAGACUACUACAAAAUGCAAUACAACCAAGAUAUCACUGACUUGAAUCAACCAGUUUUGGUCAGUCAACCUAAGAGGAGGAGAGGGCUAGAAGGUGUCUCGUCAGGACCUGUAAUACUCAUUCCUGAAUUGUGCUACCUCACAGGAUUGACAGAUAAGAUGCGUAGUGAUUUUAGUGUGAUGAAAGAUUUGGCUGUUCAUACAAGACUGACACCUGAGCAAAGAAAGCAUGAAGUUGGAAGACUCAUUGAAUACGUUCACAAGGAUGAUAAUGUUCAGAAGGAACUUUGUGCCUGGGGUUUGAGUUUCGAUUUAAAUUUACUAUCCUUUACGGGAAGAGUUGUCCAAGCAGAAAAGAUUCACCAAGCAGAAAAAGUG